Messenger RNA from Punica granatum (pomegranate), 5786 nucleotides. The record is from RefSeq and is a predicted model, not a curated record. Lineage: Eukaryota; Viridiplantae; Streptophyta; Magnoliopsida; Myrtales; Lythraceae.
UCCUAAUCUCUCAAACCUCAGCAGCCGUAGUUGGUGGAAGAGCCAAUCUCUCUCUCUCUCUGCGCUUUCAGUCUCCGAUAACUUCUACUCUCAUUCUCCACUCGCUCGCUCUCACUCUCUCCCUCGGUGAGAUUCCGUCGCCGAUCCACCUCCUUCUCGACUUCCGGCGGCGGAUUUGGGAGUCACUUCCGUAUCUACAUGACUUCGAGCGUCGAGGACGCAAUUGAUGGGGCAUAAGAAGCGGAACGCUGCUCCUCGCUCCAAGCAGACUCCAGUACCGGCUCCGGCGGCAUCUCCCGCUGCCGAUGGCCCCGCCCAAACCGAGCCUGAGCCUAAGCCUAGUUCUUCUCCAAUCGUGGCCAAGGCCGAUGCAUUGGCCGAAUCGGACAGCUCGUCCUUCUCCUCCGUCAAGCUCGAGUGCGAGCGAGCCCUUACUGCGCUCCGGCGGGGGAACCACACCAAGGCCCUGAGGUUGAUGAAGGAGUCGUGCUCCCGGUACGAGAACUCUCCUCACGCAGCUCUUGUCCACCGCGUCCAGGGCACCAUAUGCAUCAAAGUUGCCUCCAUCAUCGACGAUCUCAAUGCUAAGCAGCGGCACUUGAAGAAUGCGCUGGAAUCUGCUCGGAGAGCCGUGCAGCUGUCCCCGAACUCAGUCGAGUUCGCUCAUUUCUAUUCAAAUUUGCUCUUUGAGGCGGCGAACGAUGCCAAGGAGUAUGAGGAAGUGGUGGCGGAGUGCGAGCGAGCUCUGGCCAUCGAGAAUCCUGUUGAUCCUGGCAAGGAGAGCUUGCACGAGGAGAACCAGCAGAAGAUAAUGACGGCGGAGGCGAGGAUCAAUCACGUGCAAGGUGAGCUCCGGAAUCUAAUUCAGAAGUCUAAUUUCGCUUCAAUUUCGAGUUGGAUGAAGAAUUUAGGCGGAGAUGAGAAGUUUCGGGUGAUUCCAAUCAGGCGAGCCACGGAAGAUCCGAUGGAGCUUAGGUUAGUUCAAACCAGGAGGCCCAAUGAGAUUAAGAAGGCGCCUAAGACACCAGAGGAGCGUAGGAAGGAGAUUGAAGUGAGGGUCGCGGCUGCAAGGCUCUUGCAGCAGCAGAAGUCUGAGGUGGCUGGGUCACCAAAUGAAGGUGGUGAUAAGGGGUUAGAUUCAUCAGGCAAUGGGCUGAGAGGAUCCGGUGAUAGGCGGAAACAUGGGAAGAAGAACAUGACCCCAGCGGAGAAGAAGGACUUGGUAGUACGGUCUUUCUGGAGUUCACUAAGCAUUGAGAAAAAGAAACAGUGGCUUAGCAUUAGGGUUCCUGAUCUCAUUGCACAUUUUGGGUUUUUAAAGGAGGUUUUGGCUAAUGAGGUGAUUUCCGAGGCUGUGGAGCAUGCAGACGCUAAUAAAACAUGGAGCUUCUGGGUGUGUAGCAGGUGCGAUGAGAAAUUUUCUGACGUGGAAUCUCAUGUACAGCAUGUUAUGCGGGGGCAUUUCGGCAACGUCUUGCCGAAUUUAGAGACGAUUUUGCCGCAGGGUAUAGACGAUGAGUGGGUCGAAAUGAUCCAUAACUGUAGCUGGAAACCCUUAGAUGUUUCGGCUGCGUUGGAAAUGCUUGGGAAUCAGCAGAAAUGCUGGGGUUCUGAUUCAGCUGGAGAUUUUUCCUCGGGGCAGAAAACUGAGGAAUGUGAAGAUUCCUUUAGGGAUGCUUGGGAUUCUUAUCCGGAGAAGGAUGCUGCUGGUGAUAGUUUCAGUGGUGGUAUCACUAUUGCAGAAAGUACUGACCUUGACAGAAACACCGGCUCAGAUAAUAGCGGGCAUAGUGAGAAUCAUGCACCUUUGGCAUACUCUCCCCCUGAUAAGUGGCCUUUAUCUGAUGACCCUGAGCGGGCAAAGCUUUUGGACAGAAUUCAUACGUUAUUUGAAGCCCUUAUUGGACAAAAGUGUAUAUCCGAGACUCAUCUUUGUAAGGUUCUGUCCUUUACCAUGGAAGAGCUACAGGGUCUUACCUCUGGCUCACAGCUUCUGAGCCGGGGAGUAAACCAUACACCAAUUUCCAUAUGCUUUCUUGGGGCGAGCCAACUUAAGAAAAUCCUAAAGUUCUUGCAGGAAGUAUCUAAUUCGUGUGGCCUGGGUAGAUAUCCUGAGAAAAAUACUAGUCCCACGCAUGAAAGAAAUAUUUCCAACCAAGGUGGGGAAAGUAAUGAAAAAGUUAUCCUUAAUGAGGAUGGAUCCUGCUUACUUUUGGAUGAAACCUUGCUGCCGACUGAAAGCUUUCCCAGUGUCAUGUAUGAGCCUGCAAUUGAUGUAGGUGGACGUAAUUCCAACAAGGUUGGAUCUGAUACCGAUGCUUUCGUGGCAUGGGUAUAUUCAGGUCCAUCCUCUGGAACUGAACAGUUGGAGUCUUGGGUCCGCAAGAGAGAGGAGAAAGCAGAACAGCAUUCAGAGAUUUUCCAAAUGCUUGAGAAGGAACUUUACAGUCUUCAGAUUAUGUGUGACCGCAAGUCUGAGCUUGUUGGUUAUGAGGAAGCAUUGCAUGUGCUGGAGGGACUCUGUAUUGAAGAAGGUAAGAGAAAGGAGAAUGGCAGCGAGUUUCCGCAAAGAAGUCAUGAGGCUGUUUUAAGAAAGCGGAAGGAAGACCUUAUGGGAGAUGAAGAUGAUGACACUUUUAGUAGUAGCAGGUAUGAAUCAGAGGCAGUAAAGAAUGUGUUACGAGAGGCAGGAACCUUGAAUGCCAAUCAACUUGGAGAUGAAGAGGCCUAUGGAAGUCUGGCUUCUCACCUACGUGACUUGGAAUCUGGCGAAUACGAUGACGGGAGAGCAAAGGAGUGUGUGCAUCAAAUGGAUGCUUGCAUAGAGGUUACAAUGCAGAGACAGAAAGAAGAGUCCUCACUGGAGAUCUGCAAAAUUGAUGCUCGGAUAUUGAGAAGUAUCGCAACCUUGCAGCAAUUGGAAUGUAAGAUUGAUGCAGUUUCCGCACUUGAUUAUAGGUGGAUAUUAGUGCCUCUAAUCAAAUCAUACAUGAGGACACGCUUGGAGGAUCUGGCUGAGAAAGAUGCCAUUGAAAAGUCCGACGCUGCUAGGGAAGCGUUUCUUGCAGAACUUGCACUUGAUUCCAACAAAGGUGUUAGAGGUGGAAAUGAUAGUUCGAUGAAGCAUGGACAUGACAAGACAAAGGAUAAGAAGAAGCACAAAGAACACAGGAAAACAAAGGACUCAAAGGCUAGUGGAAUUAGUGAACAGCAUCCGCAUUCUCCUGAGAGCAAUGAGCCUGAUUCCUUUACGGUGUCAUCUGAUGGUGAUCAUCCAGAUUCGGAAAUACUUACUUUUAUGAAUCCCGAUGAAUUAAAAGAACAAGAAGAGGAGUUAAGGAGGAGGAUGGAGCUUGAAGCUGAGGAAAGGAAACUUGAAGAAACUUUAGAGUAUCAAAGACGAAUUGAGAAUGAAGCUAAACAAAGACAGCUUGCUGAGCAACAGAAGAAACACACCCAAGCACAAUUGGAAAAGCCAACCGAAGGAUUUUCUGACGUUUUGAUGGAGCCUCCAUCCGAUAAUCACAAAAAAUUAAAACAGUUAAAACUAUCUACCCAGGAUGAUGCUGCUGUUCCAAAUGGGUCUCUCACUAUCCUUGAUACACAGAAGACUGGAAGUACUGAUCAUGCAGAAGUUAAAAGAGGCAUACCUGAUGGUGGAUUUCCACAAGAUGGUACCCUUUCUUCUGAUAGGCGGACUGGAAGGAGAGGCAGGCGGCAGAAAAGUUCCACCAAAUUGUUAGAAGGAAAAUUGCAGGCCUCUGGAAAGGAAAAUGCUGGAGCUGGGACUCUUGAGGCUUCACCUCAUGAUGAUACUCAGGAUAAUGGAGACUAUAGCACAAAGACAUUGAGGGAAUUGCAUGCAGAAGAGGAUGAUGAACAGAGGUUCCAAGCCGAUCUCGAAAAAGCUGUGCGACAAAGCCUUGACGCAUUUCAGGCACAUCAAAAAUUGCCAUCACCUUCAACUGCAGUACAGAGGACACCUGGGCAUGCAAAUGACGCAGGUGUUACAACUAGUGAACCUGCAGCUGCAGUGACAGAUGGGUCUGAUGCUAUCGGUGCUGGAUUGCAGAAUGAAGUUGGUGAAUACAAUUGCUUUCUAAAUGUGAUCAUACAGUCCUUGUGGCAUUUAAGACGCUUCCAUGAUGAGUUCCUGAAGAGGUCAGCAUCUAAUCAUGUCCAUGUUGGAGAUCCUUGUGUCAUCUGUGCUCUAUAUGAAGUUUUCCAUGCUUUGAGCAUGGCAACGGCUGAUUCUCGAAGAGAAGCAGUUGCUCCUACUUCACUGAGGAUAGCUUUGAGUAACCUCUAUCCAGACAGUAAUUUCUUCCAGAAGGGUCAGAUGAAUGACGCUUCUGAAGUACUGGGGGUGAUCUUUGACUGCCUUCACCGGUCCUUCACGCAGCCUUCUAGUGUUUCUGACAACGAAUCGGUUGAAAGCAACACUGUAGGUACAUGGGAUUGUAAAUAUAGCAAGGCCUGCCUAGUGCAUUCCCUUUUUGGGAUGGAUAUUUUCGAGAGGAUGGAUUGUCAUAGUUGCGGGCUGGAGUCAAGACAUCUAAAGUAUACGUCUUUCUUUCAUAACAUCAAUGCGAGUGCGCUCCGAACAACUAAGGUGAUGUCUGCAGAAAGCUCCUUUGACGAUCUUUUGGAUCUUGUUGAGAGGAACCAUCAGCUGGCUUGUGAUCCAGACAGUGGUGGCUGCGGAAAGCUCAACCACAUCCAUCACUUUCUCUCUAGCCCACCGCACAUUUUCACCACUGUUCUCGGUUGGCAGAACACUCGGGAAAGUGCCGAUGACAUCGCAGCAACAUUAGCGGCCCUCAGCACUGACAUAGAUAUGAGCGUUCUUUACCGUGGUCUGGAUCCUAAGCACAUUCACAGCUUGGUUUCUGUGGUUUGCUACUAUGGACAACAUUAUCAUUGCUUUGCCUAUAGUCACGAACAUGACAGGUGGAUCAUGUAUGAUGAUACAAAUGUGAAGGUAAUCGGUAGCUGGGCUGAUGUUCUUGCUAUGUGUGAAAAGGGGCAUCUGCAGCCUCAGGUCUUAUUUUUCGAAGCUGUGAAAUAGAUCUCAAAUUCUGAGUUAUCUGCAUUUUCUGAUGGUGGUCGAGGCCGUCUCAUUCAGUAUAGUUCAUGUUGAAUCAUUCUCGACAUUUUGAUCACUGCUAAGAGGGUGAUAUUCUCCGUAAUUAGCCCAUGCCGUGUGGUUCAGACAGGUGGAAGACAAUGUUUUUGAAGGAGAUUUGGUAUAAGUAAGUCACGGGGGAUGUAAGAAGUUUUUGGGAAAUGUCAAAAGAUUUUGAGUUGGAGCUUUUGGGACACUUUGGGACAUGAGAAGGGGAGAAAUGAACAGUUUGUAUUUAGUCAGAUGAAGAGAUGAGAAGGCUAGUAAUCAUAAAGCAAUAUCUUACAUACCGUGUUGGCGGAAAUCGGUACUGCAAAAUGAUUCUUUCUUGGAUUCUUGAAUAAGAUCGGGUCUGUCUGGUUGGAGGCAAAGGAGCGGCAGCCACAACAAAUUCAUCCGCUCUGUGUAGUAUGUUUUCCGGAGGUGGCAUAACAGCUGUAAUAGGCUAAAGUUAAAAUUUUUUAGGUUCCGGCAGAAAGGCAACUUUGUUACAAAGAGAGUAUUAAUUCCCCAAUCCCCGGUUUUAAAAAGAAAAGGAUUGUGUACAGAUCACAAGACUGAUCCCCUUUGGAACUACUGACGCUCAUCGUACAAUUCUUUUGUAAGUCAGGAUGUUAUACAUGGGGAAAGUUGAUAAUACAAGAGAGAAACUUCUUCCUCA